CCUCUCUGUCUCCUCUCUGGGCUGUUGCUGUUGCAGCGCUCACACACACCCACACACACUACACACACACACACACACACACACAGAGGACCGGUUAUGUGAUGGGUCUUGGAGCGGAGCCCGGGAGAGCGUUCCUUCGCCAGGGGAGCUGGGUGAUGAUGAAGAGCAGGUUUCUGCCGCUGACCGGGAAGUUCGGUUUCUACUUAGAGACGACGUUCAACGGGAAAUAAAGGAGCCACCGCUUCCACUGAGGGAUUAAACCACUUAUUUGACUCAUUUACCGUAGAAUUAUCACAUUUCUUCUUGUUUCUGCGCUGAUAUUUUGUUUUGAAUUAUGCUGGAGCUCACCUCCGGAUUGUACAUGUUGCCUGGCUGAUGCAGGGCUGCCUCUGGAUUCGGGUUCUUCUAUGCCCAUAUUUGGAGUUAUUUGAUUAGGCAGUUAACAGGACGCUACACAUCCAGGUCAAAUGACCGUCUAAUGCCCGUGCUGAGUGUGACGAGCCGCACUGUGACAUGGAAAAAACGGGACUCUACAGCCUCCUUUAUUACUUCAUUCUCAAUUCGCCCUUUAUGAUUUGUGCAAACGCUGCAUUUACUGAAGUCCCUAAAGAUGUAAGUGUGGGGGAGGGAGAGGAUGUGGAGAUGCCCUGUGCCUUCAAGGCUGUCAGCUCGGCACCCAUGUCUUUGGAGAUCCAGUGGUGGUACCUGAAGGAGGAUGUGGCUAAAGAGCUGCCUCACGAGCUGCAGAUCAGCUCCCCGGCCAACAGAGCUAAGGUUGUUCCGAGGGAAGCCACAAAAAUAAGUACUGUGCGUGUCCAGGGCAACGCUAUCUCCCACCGCCUCAGCUUGUCCAAGGUGAAGAAGGAAGAUGAGGGGGUGUAUGAGUGCCGCGUGUCUGACCUGUGGGCCGAUGAGACUCAGGAAUUUACGGUCCAUGCAGCGCUGCACGUCACAGCGGGUGACGGCAUGGUGGCCGAGGAGGCCGUGUCGCACAUCCAGAACCGCUGGCCUCUGAGGAAUACCAACACAGCUCUAGGAGGGGGCGGAGGUGGGAAGGCGACCUCGGAGCCGGGCCAGGGCCUGGCAGGGGGUCAAAGAUUAGGGCAGGGGAAGCAUCGGGUGCCUCAGCAGGCCCAACCUGGCCUCCUCCCGUCCAUCUCGUCCACCACCACCUCGGUGGCCAAGUCCUCAGCCUCACCGCUGCCAGGGAAUGCAGCCAUCCUCCGGCAGCAGCACGGAGCUGGAUGCAGCAUAAUGAGCACCAUGGACCCCCUCCUCUGCAUCACUCUCCUGUUCCUGCAUAGGCUCCUCCCCUUCCUGUUGGCCCACUGAAGAGACUUCAACCAAAAUUAUGUCAACCUGCAACGUUCUCACUUUCUAUACCAAACAAAAUCAAGCAGCAGUCCCACCGAGGGAAAAAGGCUCACAUUAAAUAGAUGUAUGCCGUUGCAACACAUCACUGCAGGGAGUGAAAGCAAUGCAACAAAGGACGGAGACGUCAGAGGACAAGGGACGGAGAGAAGAGACUAAAUAAAACAGAGGAGAAGGACGCUCCUCAGACUUGAAACAAGAUGUAAGCUACAUGACUGUGGACGGAGCAGAGUGUGGAGAAGAGAAAUGUGCAUAUCGUGAAUGAUGGGAGCAUCACUACUGAUCCACACACAGCCUAUACAGCGUGGCCACAUGAAGCGUUGCCUCUACUUUGCAUAGCACCUGCUUCACGCAUGGCCCUCUUCAGAUAUUCCACUACCAUAUUUCUGUUGCAGCAUUUCCACUGUGAAUUCUGACAACACCAAAUCACUGAAAUGUGAGUCCUGCUGUCGAUCUGAACGUAGUCGUUUCAUUUGUUAUAAAGACGACAUGUGAUUUCCAUGUUUUGUUAUUAUUUUGUUGGAAGGGGGCAAUUUGAUCAGCAUGACCUGUCAGUCAUUUACAUACUUCUCUGUAGCCAUACCAGACAUCUUCAUUAUAGAGACAGUGUGUUAGUCUAAUGUAUGUUCUGUCCACCACCACCACCCCCCCACACACACACAUACACACAAACACACACACACUGACUUUUGUUCUCAUAGCUGUGUUCCAACAUGUAAACAACAAAUAAUAAGCUGAUAUAUUUUGAUUAAGAUAAGGCACACCUUACCAUUGUUGUUGUUAAUCACCUCCAAUAAUGUUUAUUUUUAUUAAAUAUAUGGUGAUCAAA
Molecule: messenger RNA, 2200 nt
Organism: Thunnus maccoyii (southern bluefin tuna)
Lineage: Eukaryota; Metazoa; Chordata; Actinopteri; Scombriformes; Scombridae
Gene: vstm2b
Product: V-set and transmembrane domain containing 2B
Exons: 5
Coding region: 514-1332 (272 amino acids)
Source: RefSeq, a predicted model, not a curated record